AUGGCGCUCGCUGUUCUUCGCCAUGUUUAUGGCAGCUCAGAUCAUCGCCUCUAUCAGCACCUUCCUUACUCGAUGCCCUCGCCUCGUCGGAGGCCCCUCAUUCUUCCCUACCACAGAUUUAAGCAGCUUGACAACUUGAUGCCGCAUCGAGGAGCUUUGAUGAACAAAAAAGUGGAUGAUGCCUAUAAUUUAAUUGAAGACAUGGCUCUCAACCAUUGGCAAUGGGCAAGUGAAAGAAGCACCGCCUCCAAAACCUCGCAGGGAAGACACGAGGUGGAGACCUUAAACUUAAUUGCAGCCAAGGUGGAUGCUUUAACUCAAAAAUUUGACAAACUGAAUGCUCCAAGUGCCGCCAAUGCUACAUGUGAAACUGUGGUUCCACAGACAUCUAGUCAGAAUCGUCAACUCGAUCGCAUCCUCUUCGUAACCAUCAGUGGAGCAAAUGAACUAUCUCAAUUUCAACAAAGACCCGUCAAUGAUCCAUUCUCCAACACCUACAACCCCGGCUCUAAUGUUCCUAAACAGCCACCAGGAUUUCAGCAGAGAAUUUCCAAUCCACAACCAGUGCAGAAAUCAAAUUUAGAGACCCUGCUAGAGAAUUUUGUUGUAACACAAGCCAAACAGAAUGAAGAGUUUAAGCUACAAGGUCAAGUUAUGAAUGAAGCAAUUCGGCAGCUUACCUCCAAGGUUGAUUCCUUGGCAACCCACAACAAAAUGCUGGAAAAUCAAAUUGCUCAACAAGCAAAUCCCAAGUUAAAACAAGCAGAAAAUGAAAACAUUGGGGUGAAUCCUGCUGAGGAAAAUGAUACACAACAACAAACGGCUGAACACAACAAUGGAGAUGCAGAAAAAGUUGAUGAAACACCGAGGUAUAUACCUCCAAAGCCUUACAUACCACCUGUGCCAUUUCCACAAAGGUUAGCCAAGGCUAAGUUGGACAAACAAUUUGGAAAGUUUCUGGAAGUUCUCAAGAAGCUAUACGUCAAUGUUCCUUUCACAGAAGCUUUGCAACAAAUGCCAUCAUACGCGAAAUUUUUAAAAGAUAUUCUGUCCAAGAAAAGGAGAUUAGAGGAGUAUGAAACAGUGGCAUUAACGGAGGAGUGCAGUGCAUUAAUCCAAAACAAAUUGCCUCCAAAACUGAAGGACCCAGGAAACUUCUUGAUUCCAUGUGAAAUUUGGGCAACAAGCUUUGAGAAAGCUCUAUGUGAUCUAAGUGCAAGUGUAAGCUUGAUGCCUUUGUCAGUAUGCAAGAAACUAGACAUGGGAGAGUUAAAGCCGACAACAAUUUCCUUGCAACUCACGGAUUGA
Molecule: messenger RNA, 1308 nt
Organism: Dioscorea cayenensis subsp. rotundata (Guinea yam)
Lineage: Eukaryota; Viridiplantae; Streptophyta; Magnoliopsida; Dioscoreales; Dioscoreaceae
Exons: 4
Coding region: 1-1308 (435 amino acids)
Source: RefSeq, a predicted model, not a curated record